AUGGUAGUCACGCUUCAUUGUUUAGCAGAUGUUUGCUUAAUACCAGUAAGUAAUAACAGUUUCAAUUCAAAACAAUACUAACUUGUCAGAUUGGCACUAGUACAACUUCAGUAUCUGAUGAAGUCACUGCAAUCACAAAAUUAGCUCAAGAUAGUCACUUGGAAACAACUUUACAUUCAGCUGGUACUACAAUUGCUGGUCCAUGGAAUGAAGUUAUGAAUUUAAUAGGUGAAAUGCAUCAGUUAUUACAUGAUAAACAUGGAGUUUUACGUAUUCAAAGUGAUAUUAGAGUUGGUACAAGAAUUGAUAAAGAACAAAAACCACAAGAUAAAAUUGAUAUAGUACAACAUAAAUUAAAAUUAUAUCAGUAA
Messenger RNA from Insectozyma verbasci, 371 nucleotides. The record is from the annotation of a GenBank genome assembly. NCBI's taxonomy places the organism in Eukaryota, Fungi, Ascomycota, Pichiomycetes, Serinales, Debaryomycetaceae.